AACAAUGACGCACAAUGCUGGUUUAUGAUUGACAGUAAUUUUCAUGUUGUAGUUUUUUCUCGGUACCUCUUUUUUGUAUUCCGGUUGAACUCUUUGUUACCUCUUCUAAAAACUAAAAAGGCAUUUAUCACCUUGGGAGAAACGAGUAAGAUUCAGGGUAGAGUGGACUUAUUUUUUUAUUCGUAUCGAUGUCACAUGCAUAAGGAAAUUACAUGCAUAAUAAAUUGAUACCUGUCGAUAAAAUUCGUCGAAUUUAAGUGACCCAAGAGUCAUCAAGUAAUGAAGAAAAUCUAGCUAACUAAUGCUCGCUGUGAACCAGUACAUCGCUCAUCGGUCAGGUCUGUUGCCUUUGCCUGGCUGCUUGACUGUGUCGGAGUGUGGCGUGUGGCAGUCUGCUGACGACCUCGCGUUGUUUCGCACUGCGCGGACGCGCGAAUACACACGCAAUAUCCGCAGAUAUUCGUGUUCCAAUUACAAACAUUUCAAAUUCAAAUAAAUUCUAAUGUAAAAAUAAAAUAUUUUUAUUUAUCGAAAUUAGAUUCAAAUAUUUUAAUUUUAACUUAACUUCUUCUGGUUAUGUGGUGAUUUAGUUUAAUAAAAUAAUAAAAUUAUUAAGUGUAACCUUAAAAGUGUGUGCGUGAAUUAAAUAUAAAUAUGGCAAAAGCUAUAGCAAUGCUGCAGGGCUUAGGCCAGAAAGUGAGCGGGAAGGAGCACCAGGAGUGUAGGACCCUGCAGGUCAACAUGCCUCCUCCUUGUCCUGUUGAUGUUGAGUUCAAUAAUAUUAAGCUGACGGUGUCUGAAGGAUUGACCUCACGAAAGACGAAGACAAUCCUGAAGGGUGUGUCUGGACUUUUUAAAUCCGGUCAGCUGACAGCUAUAAUGGGACCCUCUGGUGCAGGGAAAUCAUCACUCAUGAACGCGCUCACUGGCUUCUCAACGCGAGGCGUCACAGGCAGAAUUCGUGCGGGCGACACGAUUUGUGAGCUAAGUCCGAAGAGCUCGAUGCGAUCGUUAGAGGCGUAUAGAAAGAAGUCUUGCUACAUCCUCCAGGAUGAUAGACUCAACCCGCUGUUCACGGUCGCUGAACUCAUGAAGUUCGCAGCUGAUAUGAAGUUAGGGGAUACACUUACAGAAAAGCUAAAGAUGAGCGUUAUAAACGACAUUCUUUGCACAUUGGGUUUGGCGGGAUCAGAAAACACGAGGUGUUCACAUCUCUCUGGAGGACAGAAAAAGCGACUCUCAAUAGCCGUAGAGCUGAUAGACAACCCACCUGUUCUGUUCCUGGAUGAACCUACCACUGGUUUGGACAGCAGAACGUCAGCUCAGUGCAUGGGAUUAUUGAAAAGCUUAGCUAAGAAUGGCCGCACCAUUGUUUGCACGAUACACCAGCCUCCAGCCUCCAUCUACUCGAUGUUUGAUCAGGUCUACAUGCUGGCAGAGGGUAUGUGCAUAUUCCACGGCCCCAGUGAGGACACGGUGCCCUACCUCGCAUCCGUAGGACUGCAGUGCCCGAUGUACAACAAUCCCGCUGAUUACAUUCUAGAAAUAGCAACUGGUGAGUACGGGAAGUUCAACGAGCUGUUAGCAGAGAAGAGUUCAAGACACGAAUGGACGGAGAAGACUGCACCUCUGCCCGUCAUCGAGAGGAGGAGCGAAGCCAUCGCCUUCGGGAAGACCUCCGUCAUCGUCAACCCGCCAGACGAACUAUACAAGUUCGGGAAACUGUUCAAACGAUGCAUACUACAGCAGUACAGAGAUUGGACAGUAUCCCACCUCAAAUUAUUCAUGCACAUGGUAAUCGGCGUGCUGCUCGGUCUGCUGUACGAGCGAGCUGGUAACGACGGCUCCAAGACCCUCAGUAACCUCAGCUUCCUACUGGUCAGCGUCGUCUACCUCUGCUACACGUCGCUCAUGCCUGCCGUACUUAAAAUCCCCACCGAGAUGUCAGUAUUGAAGAAAGAGAACUUUAACAACUGGUACAAUCUGAAGACGUAUUACGCGGCGCUACUCGUCACUGGCAUGCCUUUACAGGUAAUCUACAGCUUCGUAUACUCCGUACCAUCUUACUUCCUGUCGGGCCAGCCGCUAGAGCCUCACCGGUUCCUGAUGUUCGUCAUCGCGCUCGCCAACGUGGCCCUGCUGGCAGAGGCCACCGGCAACGUCAUCGGGACCUGCUUUAAUCCUGUCAACGGCACAUUCCUGGGCGCAGUGUGGACGUGCGCCAUGAUAGUGUACGCGGGCUACCUGGUGCUGCUGGCGCACAUGAGCCCCUUCAUGCGCGUCGUGUCGUACGGCUCCUUCCUGAAGUACGCCUUCGAAGCCCUCGUACUCAGUCUGUACUCGAAUGGCAGGCAGCCGUUAUUAUGCCCUGAGAGUAUGAACUAUUGUCAUUUAAGGUUGCGGUUCAUAGUUAUUGCUUGUUUAAUUAUCAGUGCGGUUAACCUAACAGACGUAACUUAUUACGAGAUAUUAGGAGUGUCGAAAAAAGCUUCGGCGCAAGAAAUAAGACAGGCCUAUAAAAAGUUAGCUGUCAAGUUCCAUCCAGAUAAGAAUCCUGGUGAAGCUGAACAAGAAAAGUUUUUAAAAAUAACAGAAGCUUAUGAGACUCUAAAAGACCCUGACAAGAGGAAGAAUUAUGAUGUGUAUGGGUCUUUCUCAUACUCUAGGAAAUAUGACUACCGGUCUCAGUCUGAAUAUGACAAUCUAUUCUACAAUGGACUGUAUCAUAAUGAUCCAUAUGUGGACACUUUAUCUGGAGCCACUUUUAAGAAUUACAUGAAGGAAGGAUUCUAUUUUAUUAAUUUCUAUUCACCAUUCUGCCCGCCAUGUCAAAAUGUGGCUGAACAUUGGAAGAAGUUGGCUGAAAUGUACAAAGGAAUUGUAAAAAUAGGUGCAGUCAACUGCAAGUAUCACAACUCAUUUUGUUUCAACAAUAUGAGAAUAGGCAGCUAUCCUACACUCCUGUUUUAUCCAAAUGGGAAUAGCGGCAGCUACGUGUACCACAGCGGGGAGCGAACACUGGACGCUCUAGACGAGUUCGUAAUGAUGUUCAUUCGGACACAGGUCCCUGUACCUACUAUAUCCCAACUCAGAAGUACUGACAAACCCAUGGCGUACAUACUAGGCCCCAACAGGAUCGGCAAAAAUGCUCUGACCAGGAUAGCUUUUCGUUUAAAUGGCAUAGUGACAGUAGCGAUAGUCGAGGACGACGAUCUCCGAAGCAAACUAGUCAGCGACGAGUACACAACCGUAGUGUUUAAAUACAAUAAAAUUAACAAAGAGAUUGAGAGCACAGAUGAGAAGGAGAUAUUAAAUGAAAUUGUAGAGGCUCUGCCGAAAAUAGAAGACAUUGACCCCGAUAAAUUAAAGGAUAUUAGAAAUGGUUUACGUACUGGCUCUCAACGUACAUGGGUUUUGUUCUUCUCGUCACAAGGAGUAGAUCGGUUGCAGCUUUAUCAAAUGAGAAAUGAAUUUCCGGAUAUGAAUUUUGGUGAAGUGGAUUGCGACCGCUGGUCAGAGUUAUGUUCGUCCCUGCAGGUGGGCUCUGCCCCCGCCUGGGCGCUGCUGAAGCGCGGCGGCGGCUACCAGCGCGGCGCCGGGCGCGGCGCGGCCCGCAGCGCGCGCGGCUUCCUGCGCAGCGCCGCGCAGGCACUGCGCCUGCACACGCUGUCCGCUACGGACCUCAACAGGAUACUCGAUGGAGAAGACGAUGGUGUGUGGGUCCUUCUAGUGGUACCGCAUCAAGCCUCAUGGGAACAUAUCGAAGAACCUUUCACACAAGCCAGCUUGCAUUAUGGUGACAGUGAAAAUAUUAAUUUCGGCAUAAUGGUCUGCACAGAGAACACAGACAAGUACUGUCGGCAAGUGACUCGCAACCAGCCAGUUGUGAUGGUACAAAAUGGUGACAAGCAACAUGUGUACAACGGCCGGGAUUAUGAUAAACAAUUGCUCGAGUUCUUGGAUUUAGUCUUAAAUAGCGAUGAUUUGGAGUUAGACGAGAAGCAAGUGCUGGAGAUCCUGGACCCGUCGUCCCGCGAGCUGGCGUGGCUGGUCGCCUUCCUGCCUGAGCGCUGCGGGGACCUGUGCUACGAUCUGGAGUACGAGUUCCAUAUUGUCGCCAAGAAGCUGCGGCCGCUGCAGUUCGUGCGCGUGGGCAUCCUGAACUGCGCGCGCAGUGCGGGCGGGUUCUGUAACAACAUCCGCGCGGCCACGGCCAGGCUGUACCCCAUAGCCUCCGGACAUCACUACAGUGUUAGUUUACAACACCUGUCGCAGGCGCCGUACAUACUGGAGUGGGCACUCGGAUACAUCGAUGACUCAGUACAGAAACUCAACUGGCAUACGUUCUCUAAGAAUGUCGUGUCUGAAGAGUUAAAUCCUACUAGAGGAAAAAAGCCUUGGCUCGUGUACUUCCACUCUCCGAGGUGUUACAGUUGUUACGAAAAGUAUUCAGAUUUCGCGGUAGCGGGUCUUUUAUUAAACAACGCUGUCCAACUCGGCAAAGUAAACUGCGUGAACGAGCGCAACCUUUGCCAACACGAACAAAUCAUGAGUUACCCGUCCCUCAAGCUCUACCUAAACAGGAACCAGCACCAAAGAUUUAGCAGUGUCAUAACUAUACAAGUGAGAGACUACGAGAGCUUACUACAAGAGAUAAAACCUCUUUUGAAGAGAUACGAUGAGAAUCUCUUAGCUGGACUAGAUCCUAGUGUUAGAAAUAGUUUUGAUAUCAAACAUGAUGAGUUUUAAACAUGCCUUGUACAACGUUUUUAAAAAGAAAGCCGAUUCAUACGCAGCUUUAGUCAAUACAAAUUAUGACAUGAAGAAAAAAGAAAUUGGGCUGCUAACAAACCCAUCUAAUGAUUUGUCAAAUUAGAAUGUUACAUGUGGUGCUAUGUCGUCAAGGUGUCGAAAAGAAACGUCGUAAAUUACUUCACUGUGCAUCACGUUGUCAAUCCAACUUAUGUAGAAGGAUCAAAUUUUCUUUCAAAAUGGACUAAUUGUUAUGGUAUUUUAUAAAUUUUGUUGACCCACGUCUUUUUAAACAUGUCGUAUAGACAACAGCUGUGUUACAUGAUGAAUAGGAAUUUUAGUCGCAAAUGAACUAUAAACACAAAAGAAGAUAUUCCUAUUACAAAGGGUUGUCUGUCAUUAAAUGACUAGCACAAAUAUUUGUAUAACAAUCAAUUUAGUUGAAAUUACUAAGCAAUGAGUACUAAAAUGUUUCCUACUUACAAACUAUUAAAGUUUAUAUUGGUAUACCUAGUAAAUAAUAAAUAACUGUAACAAGAAAUCUCAAUAAUAACUUAAGUGCCUUAGUUUAUGGUAGCUACUGUACUUUUUUUUAUAUUGAAUUGGUAGAUAUGGUACAGAGGCUUUUAUAUGGUUCUAGAGAAAUUACAAAAAUCUAAACACAUUAGUAUGUACUACAAAGAUUUACAUACAAAAUCACAAUAAUGUAUGUUUAUAUUACUGCAAUAUUGUAAUUAUGUUCUACAACUUUAUUUAUUUGUAAAUGCAUUUAUAGUAGUAGUGUAGUGAUAACGGUUGUAAAAUUAGAAAAUGAGCUGACCCAUCAAUUUUGUAUGUACAUUCUUAAAUGUAUAGUGUUUUAUAACAAAACCUGUAUCUCUUUUCAAUCUCACAUAGUUUAAUGUUUGAUAUAAACUGCAGCAAUGCCAUGAUCUAAGAAAUACGCAAUUGUGAUAUUAUUAGGCCUUAAUAGAUUAGGUAAAUAAGUAUAAAUAAAGACGUGCCUUCAGCAACAAGCUCAUUUCAAUUAAUCUGUAUUUUAGACUACAGUAAUAAAAACACAAACCUACUUCCAAUAGUUGUCUAUAAAUAAUAGAACUAGUCAAAAUAAAAAUGGUUAACUUUUGUAAUGAAAUUAAUAACUUUAACAUAAUGACAAUAAAUCAUACCAUAGACAGUC
Messenger RNA from Trichoplusia ni (cabbage looper), 5932 nucleotides. RefSeq names its product dnaJ homolog subfamily C member 10-like. The record is from RefSeq and is a predicted model, not a curated record. Gene Ontology annotation, molecular function: ATP binding; ATP hydrolysis activity; ABC-type transporter activity. The transcript has 26 exons. Gene Ontology annotation, cellular component: plasma membrane. Bases 655 to 4749 code for a protein of 1364 amino acids. NCBI's taxonomy places the organism in Eukaryota, Metazoa, Arthropoda, Insecta, Lepidoptera, Noctuidae.